Sipha flava (yellow sugarcane aphid) is the source of this 2481-nucleotide messenger RNA. RefSeq lists its product as uncharacterized. The record is from RefSeq and is a predicted model, not a curated record. The transcript is spliced from 3 exons. Lineage: Eukaryota; Metazoa; Arthropoda; Insecta; Hemiptera; Aphididae. The coding region runs from base 2017 to 2418 and encodes 133 amino acids.
CAUUAUCUUCGACUCCGAUCAGAUAAUAAUAACAAUUUUAUAGAUUAAACUGACUAUAUAACUACAUAGAAUAAACGACAACUAUUAACGGUUAGAUUAGGUUUUAUUAACAAAGAAAAAAUAAUUGAAUAGUAUUGAAAAUUUUAUGGAAAUUUUAUUGAACAAAAACAAAACACAAAAAUUAACCACCUUUGUUCGGGCCAUAAAAAAUUGCUUCGCGGGCCACAUGCGGAUCUAAUAUAAUAACGCGGAGUGUACGUUGUUACAAUAUAUACGGUCGUGGAAAACAAAAUAUUUGUACUCGAGGUACUUAACCGAAUGAGAAUUGCGAGAACCGAGCAGUACGUAUGGGUACACUGUACCGAAUCUCGUCGUAACCGAUGCGUGAAGAUGUACACGGUAUUUUCUCGUUCUUCGCGAUGUUGUUGGUUUUCUAACCGUUUUUGUACCUCGAGUCCGUCUAAGGACAAUAACGUACAACGUCUUGUGCCGCUGACGCCCUUCUACUCGAUCUUACGUUUUCCUGUAUCGAACUGAACGUGAAUGUAUUUUCAAACACGAUACCAAAUAACGUAUUGUUACACAAGAGAAUUCGUUUUUUUCCCGAAACGGUAUUUUCCGAAUAUGAUUUGCAAACGAUUAGAUUUGCACUUCUCGUUUGGUGCAAAAGUAAAUUGAUUGGAUUCGAAACUUAUUAGCGGAGAUUCAUUUCAUUAAUCUAAAAAAAAAAAAAAAGCAAGAGAUUAGCUAAAUAAUAGGUUUAUAUAUCUAUAUAUAUAUAGUGAGUUAGCAAGUAGACAAUGUUUAUGAAUUAAAGAAGCUAAAAAUCUUCCCCGAAGAAAUAAUAACAAUAGUAUUAGUAGCGAAUGUGUUUUUUUUUAGCGGUUCAAGAAAAUAAAAUAAAAUAAAACAAAAAUCCUAUAGCAAUUUUUGCUAAAAGCUUCUCAAGUGUCACUCGAACGGGACGUCCAAGUGGAUAUUUUAUUGGAAAUAUUCAAAUACAGACCUCUUUGCGAACUGUUUGUAUUCGAGGUUAUACAUAUAUUCUUUCUGUAUCAUUCAACCGAUCCCUGUUCGCAUAUUUUAUACUCGCGCGCCGAGACACUUCGGUACACAUGCUUUUAAAACGCGAUUCGAAUCAGCUCUGCCCGUAUCGUUGAGAUGCUAUAUGGUAUACAAUACGCAUUACGCACCGGUUGAAUAUCGCACCUAAGUGUUUUCGUGCACGCCAAAGGAGUGGCGGUUUUUAUCACUCGCCAAUAGGGGGGACUACUUAAAUUUCAAAAAUGUAGCUAGUCGUAUGGGUCUAUAUAUAAUUUUAAUUCACAGAAUAUGUCACUCGGAAGUAAAUAAUUCUUUUUUUAUUUUAAUGUAUUUGUUUCACAAUGACGAUAUUUAAUUAUAACUGUUGAUUUAUCAUAAUUUUUAUAAUACUUAACUUAGAAAAAUAAACAGCUCAGCUCCAAGAGGGGAGGGAUGUUGCCCUCUUAGACACCCCCUUAAACCCGCCCCCGCGCCGAAGCGAUGUACUGCUCCAAUGAUGCGUUUGCCGUGAUAAAGUUCGUCACUCUAUGUUCUCGAGUAGUAAAAAAAUAAUAUAGAGGAAAUCGUCAACAAAUGCAAUCGUAUUUUCGCAAGGCUCGACCAUACAUUUGGUCUCUCAUUGGCCCCGCCUAAUGAAAUAUUUUGGGGCUUUCAUCGGAUCAUUUGGAUUUCUCGAGAUGGUAUUGCUGGAAUAUCUUUGGAAAACCCUCUUCAUAGUGAUUGGCCGUAUUUAUUUGUUUAUUUAUUUUUUUUUUUUUUUUUGCUCAAUAAAUUUCUUGUUGUUAUGGAACCCGGAAACGAUUAUGUUAAAUGUUUUAAAAAUUCUCAAGCUAUUGUUGUUUCUGAGAAUCAAUAUAAAUCGCAGCUACAUUUGUCUUGUCCGCAUAAUUAUCAUAUUCUAUUAUAUCAAUCUUUCAAACGACUGUAUAAUAUUUUCUUGAUAUUUUUCGCGAACAAUCAACGUCAUACACGAUGGAAGCCAUUUGUCAACGUGUUUGCCUACACGUGUUUGGAAAUUGCCGUUGGGGGAACGAAAACCAAUUUUUGGACGUCAACUACACUCGCAGAUUUUUUCGGAAAUGCUGUCUCUGUGAAGCCAAACGAUCGUACUCGAAGAUGGCGCGAUGUAUAAGAUGCGAAGCGUACGUCCACAAGGAAUGCUUUUUAGUGGAUCUUUGCAAAGAAGAUGACGCUAAAAGAACCAAGGUCGGCAGUCCCCGUAGAGCGGACGCAAAAGAAUUUAUGGACACCAGUAACGGAGAGGUCGACGACAGAGAAGAAGAGACACACGAUUGUAUUAUAAAACGCCGCAAAAGAUCCGGUUCGCAAAACGCCAAAGUGAGUAAAAAAUAUCGACGAAUAAGCCCUUUAUGAUUGAGGUCGAAUGUUUCUUACGAUUUGGAGUUUUCAUGAUCAUCACAUGGCAUCUGUAGCGAU